CCCUGGCGGAUAUCACCCGAUGAAUAUCAAGAGCUAUCGAGACGGAUAGGGUCAUGGGCUACGGUCACCCCCCAUCCCUUUACCCUGCCCUCGAGGCGCACGCUCUCCCGUUACCUUGAGGGAUACUUCCGUGGCUUCCAUGCGCACAUGCCCAUGCUCCACACGGCAACCCUGACGGCGACAGAGCUGGGUCCAGAGCUGAUCUUGUCUUUGGCUGCAGUCGGUGCUUUGUAUCGCUUCGAGCAUGCAAAAGGCGUGGAGUUGUAUCGUGUUGCCAAGGCCCUCAUCAACUGGCGUCUAGAUCAGCUACACGAGGAGACAAUAUCACGACUUACAAAUACUUCCCCCGGAUAUGCAGGCUUCGCACUCGUCCCUGGUGACUCACAGCAUGACCGACCAUCUCCUAUACUGUCCCAUGGACAUCAGGGUAUCCGCUUGCUACAAGGACUGCUGGUCCUCAUGGCGAUAACAUCAUGGGGUGAAAAAGCACUUGUUCGAGAUGCCCUGUCCAUGGCCAGCCAGGUGGCAACAUUAGUACGCGAGUUUGGCAUCAGUAACGCCGAGGAUUCUUCAACAAGGGAGACGUCGUGGGAGGACUGGAUAAUCUCAGAGGAGAGGCGACGCACUCUCUUUGUGGCAUACGUUCAGUUCGGUCUCCAGUGUACCGCCUUCAACGUCCCUCCGAUGAUCUUGAACCAAGAAGUCCGUCUCAAUCUGCCAGCUUCUGCUGCAGAGUGGGAAGCUCAGACAUCGGUCGAAUGGUCCAGCAUCCACAAUAAUGCUCCCUGGCCUCCCCGACCCUUCCAGGAGACACUAGAGCAGCUCCUCUCCGGAGCACCAGUUCACCACGAGGGGUCCAUAUCUGCUUUUGGCAACUACGCUCUUAUUCACGGUCUGUUCCUGCAAAUCUUUUACGCCCGCAACGCCCUAGGUCCAUCUGUAGACUCUAGAGGCUCUCUGAGUGAAGAGUUUAUCAAGAAGAUGGAGGCAGCGCUGCGAGCCUGGCAGGAAUCCUGGGAGGCUACACACGAGUCAACUCUCGACCCGUCGUCUCCCAAGGGUCCGUUAGGGUUCAACUCGACCGCUCUUCUCCGCCUCGUCUACAUUCGCCUGAACGCACAUACUGGACCCUUUCGACAACUCUUCACCCGGGACCCAGUUAUAAUUGCACGUGGAUUCACUGACGGAAAGAUCACCGUCUGCAACAGAUCACCACAUCUCGAUAGGGCUAUUCUACAGUGCAUCCACGCACUAAGCAUCCCAGUUCGCGUUGGGAUUGCCUUUGUCGCUCGCACCUUGACGCUCAACUGGAGUUUCCAACACGCUCUUUCUAAUCUCGAAUGUGCUUUUUUGCUCACUAGAUGGCUUCGUGGACUAGCUUUUGCUGUUGAGACGUCCGGCCUAGCUGACUUGCGGCCGGACGAGCAGAAACUGCUCAACAUGGUUGUCACUCUCGUUCAUGAGACUGAGUUAGCCGAUUCAUUGGAUGGUGCCCAGGAUCACGCCAGUCGGAUACGGAAAUUGGCGGCGUCUGUUGCUCGGCUUUGGGCUGAGACCUUUAAGGGUUUUCAGGUCUUUGAGAUUGUGUAUGUAGUCGGUCAGAGCCUGUCUAUUGUGGCAGACACUCUUGAGAGAGAGUAA
Fusarium vanettenii 77-13-4 is the source of this 1641-nucleotide messenger RNA. RefSeq lists its product as uncharacterized. Lineage: Eukaryota; Fungi; Ascomycota; Sordariomycetes; Hypocreales; Nectriaceae. Gene Ontology annotation, molecular function: zinc ion binding; RNA polymerase II cis-regulatory region sequence-specific DNA binding; DNA-binding transcription factor activity, RNA polymerase II-specific. The transcript has a single exon. Gene Ontology annotation, cellular component: chromatin. The record is from RefSeq and is a predicted model, not a curated record. Gene Ontology annotation, biological process: DNA-templated transcription; regulation of transcription by RNA polymerase II. The annotation marks the transcript as partial.